Onychostruthus taczanowskii (white-rumped snowfinch) is the source of this 2772-nucleotide messenger RNA. RefSeq names its product methyltransferase like 16 (gene METTL16). The record is from RefSeq and is a predicted model, not a curated record. Gene Ontology annotation, cellular component: nucleus. NCBI's taxonomy places the organism in Eukaryota, Metazoa, Chordata, Aves, Passeriformes, Passeridae. The coding region runs from base 100 to 1779 and encodes 559 amino acids. The transcript has 9 exons. Gene Ontology annotation, molecular function: 23S rRNA (adenine(1618)-N(6))-methyltransferase activity. Gene Ontology annotation, biological process: rRNA base methylation.
AGCGGGCCCGGCCGGCGCGCGGGGGUGCGGCCGUGAUCCCGCGCCGCGCUCCCGCCGCUCCGGCACUUCCCGGCUCUUCCCGGCGUUUCCCGGCCCGCCAUGGCCCUCAACAAGUCCAUGCACGCCCGCAACCGCUACAAGGACAAGCCCCCCGACUUCGCCUACCUGGCUGGCAAGUACCCCGAGUUCCAGCAGCACGUGCAGACCACCCUGGCGGGCAGGGUGAGCCUGAACUUCAAGGAUCCCGAGGCCGUGAGGGCUCUGACGUGCACCCUCCUGAAGGAGGAUUUCGGGCUGACGAUCGACAUCCCCGUGGAAAGGCUCAUCCCCACCGUCCCUUUGAGGCUGAACUACAUCCACUGGGUGGAGGAUCUCAUCGGCCACCGGGAUGCUGACAAGCAAACCCUGAGACGAGGCAUUGACAUAGGGACAGGGGCAUCCUGUAUAUACCCAUUACUUGGAGCAACUUUGAAUGGCUGGUAUUUCCUUGCAACAGAAGUGGAUGACAUGUGCUUCAAUUAUGCCAAGAAGAAUGUGGAACAGAAUAACUUGUCUGAUCUCAUAAAAGUGGUUAAGGUACCACAGAAGACUCUUCUAAUGGAUGCACUGAAAGAAGAAUCUGAGAUCAUUUAUGAUUUCUGCAUGUGCAACCCCCCCUUUUUUGCCAACCAGUUGGAAGCUAAGGGAGUUAAUUCUCGAAAUCCACGGCGUCCCCCUCCCAGCUCCGUAAAUACAGGAGGGAUCACAGAAAUCAUGGCUGAGGGAGGAGAACUAGAAUUUGUCAAAAGAAUUAUUCAUGAUAGUCUCCAACUUAAAAAGAGGUUACGAUGGUACAGUUGCAUGUUGGGGAAGAAAUGCAGUUUAGCACCACUGAAAGAAGAACUUCGAAUCCAGGGGGUCCCUAAAGUCACUCACACUGAAUUCUGCCAGGGACGCACCAUGAGAUGGGCACUGGCCUGGAGUUUCUAUGAUGAUGUGCAAGUACCUUCACCUCCCUCUAAAAGAAGAAAGUUAGAAAAACCACGAAAACCAAUUACAUUCUUGGUCUUGGCUUCUACAGUCAAAGAAUUAUCUGUCAAAGCUGCAGCCAUGGGCUGGGAUGCAGUAGAAGCUAUUGCUGUGGUUAGAGCCUGGGUGGAGAAGAUUCUCACUGAUCUGAAGGUUCAGCAUAAACGUGUUCCAUGUGGAAAAGAUGAAAUUAGCCUCUUUGUGACUGCCAUUGAAAACUCUUGGAUUCAUUUGAGGAGAAAGAAACGAGAGAGAGUAAGGCAAUUACGAGAACUUCCUCGAGCUUCUGAAGAUAUUCUGCAAGCAAUGGAGGAGGAAAAGAACAGCCAGAAGAGCGUGAGCAACAACUCGGACUGUGAAAACCCCAAGGCUGAAGACUCUGAAAUGGGCUUUAUGGCACCUGAUGAGGAUGUCCAGGUGACAGCAGGUGAUGAGCAAGCAGAGGAAUCUGCUGCCAAAGAAGAACACAGUGAUCCUGUGAAGGAAGAGGAGAUGGAAGCAAAGCAGGGAGAAACAUCACUUGGGAAAGGUUCUGGUGAUGUGAAGGAGGAACCUCACCCUUCAGAGGAAGCUAGCAAUCUUACAGUGGAAAAAGAGCCAGGCCCUAAAGAAACUAGUGGGGGUUUUCUCUUCAAGUGUUUAAUGAAUGUGAAGAAAGAAGGAAAUGAUGUAGUAGUAGAAAUGCACUGGGUUGAAGGACAGAACAGAGACUUGAUGAACCAGCUGUGCACAUACUUACGGAACCAAAUUCUUCGACUGGUUGCUAGUUAGCUCUGUUUCCUACUUUGGUAAAGUAGGUCUGCCCUCAAAUUUUGUAAACUAUUUUUAAUGAAUUAAAAAUUUCAGAUAGAAAAACCUGUCUUUUCCCCCUUAAAAAAAAAAAAAAGAGUAGAAUGAAGAUGGAUGUCUCCUUUAAUAUUUUAAAUAGGUUUUUCAGAAAUGUAAGGAGGACAUGAAGUGAUGAGGAAGUAAUAGAUUUCAUACUGCAGUUGUAAUACUACAUGUGGAAGUGAAACAUGUUUAUGCUGUGAACAUUUUAAGUAUCAGCAGUGCUUAUUCUGGUCUUUUUCUGGCACAAUAGAAAUAUAUAUUGUUACUAAGUAGAAAUCUUUACUGAAUUAUUUUCUUCAAUAUUUUUUCAGUACUAAUACAGGAAGUGGUUAGUCUGCAGUGGGAAUUGUUUCCUGCAGUGAGAGCCUUUAGCAGAGGAUUUCUGUGUGCCUCUCUUCCCUUUAAUGUAUCUAACUUCUGGUCAACAGAGUAGCAGCAUAGAUACAUUCUCCUAGUGUCAAUUCAUUAAAAUAAUUGAUUUAGGGAAAAAAUGUGUGUUGUAUUUAUUUGGUGCUUGGGCUUUGAAACACAGAAGACCCUACUGUUAGCGUCUGGUUUUGUAAACUUGAGCAAUGAAAGAAGCUUUUUGAGCUGCUUGAUUUAAAAACGAUUAAAAUACAUUGACUCUUUCAUUAGACCAUCCUUUACACUUAGUCAGAUAUACUUGUCUGAAAUGACAGCAGUAUUCUUAAAGAAUUUUGCUUCCAUUUAAUUUUAAGAUUUAAUGAUGGGAAUGAGAUGCUCUUCUUCAAGGGCCGUAAAUUUCUGCGUGUAUGUGUUUGAGAUGAUGACCACCAGCCCUGCUUCACGUGAAGUCAGCCUGUCAUACAUUUCUCUGAAGAGAGAUACAGAACAUGAAGAGCUUUUCUGAGUGGGGUGUGGGUGUGGUGGGUGUGUGUUACCCAAAAUAAAGCAAUGGUGUCCAGAAGGAAA